AACGAUUGACUCCUCUUCUCUUCACCAUUUUCAGCUGCUAUGGCAAUUUCUGUUCUCCAUCUUCAUCCUCUCCUAGUUUCAAUCGAUAAAAGGAUAAAGUACAAGGACGUUGUUUCAAGUUCUCUGAGCUAUUUUGGACGUGUAGAAUGCAGUAGCUGUAGAUUUUAUUUGAGAGCGAGAUUGCAGCAGUGUGUCUCAGGGGAGGGAUUUGUAAAGCUACAUUGCACUUCCUUGAGGUCAAAGAUGCUUGAUGACUUAAAUACCAAUGUAGAUAAUCUGGAUGAUCUUGAAAGGCAGCUUCAAGAACUCUUUGUUGAAAUCAAAACUAUGCUUGCAAUGGGGAACAAAAAUGAUGCCAUGUGUCUACUCCAAGCGAAUUAUGAGAUGGCUAAAGAACAGGUGAUUUGUGGUUCCAAAGGCAUAGAGCAAGCUGCUCUCUUGGACAUUCUGGCCUUGGGAUACAUGGGAGCUGGUGAAGUUUCAAAGCUCGAGCGCGUACUGCAUAUGCUGAAAGAGGUCAUGAGUGGUCUACAUGAUGAUAUGCCACUAAUGGAUUCAAUACUAAUGCAUAUGGGAAGUAUAUAUGCAAAUCUGGGGAAAUUUGAGGAUGCUAUGCUUGUAUAUGAAAGAGGGCUCAAAAUUUUAGAGAAAGAGUUUGGAAAGGACAGUCCUUUUCUCAUUACACCACUUAUGGGAAUGGCAAAAGUCUACAGGUUACUUGGAAGAUCCACAAAAUCUGCAGCUCUUUAUCACAAGUCUGUUGACAUUGUAGAAAAGAGUAGAGGAGCGGAUAGUGAGGAGCUUGUGGUACCUUUGGUUAGCCUCGGGAAUCUUUUUAUUAAUGAAGGAAAGGCAGUGGACGCUGAAGCUUGCUUUAGAAGAAUUUUAAACAUAUACAAGAAAGCUCAUGGGGAUAAUGAUGGAAGGGUAGGAAUGGCAAUGUGUUCCUUGGCCCAUGCUCUGUGUGCAAAAGGAAGCGUAGAGGAAGCAAUAUCCAUGUAUAGAGGUGGUAUUCUAGUUAUAAAGGACUCAGAAUAUGUGAACAUAGAUGAUGAUAUUCUUGAAAAGAUAAAGAUUGAUCUGGCAGAGUUACUUCAUGUCACGGGAAGGGAACAGGAGGGCAGAGAGCUAUUGCAAGAGUGUUUGCUAAUUACUGAAAGAUACAAAGGGCUCGAACAUCCAAGUGCAGCAGCUCACCUUGUAAACCUUGCUGCUUCUUAUUCACGGUCAAAGAACUUUACAGAGGCAGAGCGCUUGCUGAGGACAUGUUUGCAAAUUAUGUCGAAAUCAGUGGGACCCACUGAUCAGUCGAUAACUGUUCCCAUGCUACAUCUUGCAGUUGCACUCUACCAUCUAAAGAAAGACGAAGAAGCUGAGAGUUUUGCUCUAGAGGUGGCACGCAUUAGGGAGAAUGCUUUCGGAAAAGAAUCUCUUCCAGUUGCUGAAGCCCUUGACUGCUUAGCAUCGAUACAGACAAGAUUGGGGAAGGAUGAUGCAAAUAUACUAGCAAAACUGCAAAGGAUUUUGAGCAUUCAAGAGAGAGAGUUAGGGUACGAGAGUGAAGUGACUGUUGAAACCUUGAAGAAGGUUGUUUUCUAUCUUGAUAAGAUGGGGAAGAAGGAAGAGAAAUCUCCCUUGGAAAGGAGAUUGAGGUCCCUAAGAGCCAAAAACAAGCAGAAAGUUUCGGCAUGAGAUAAAGUAUCCAGCAAUGUCAAUCCAUGGCAUUAAUAACCCAUCAAAGAGAUUUUCAUUGUUGGAUCAAGAGUGUAGUUUAUAAUGGUUUCUCUAAAGAAAAUGUUAAUAUCGUCUAUGUUGUAGAUAGAUACUGUAGGUAGCUAUGGGGAUCGUUUUAUGCAGCACCGGUUCACAAUUAGCUUGGUUCCAUGAAAUGUUUGAAAAUGUUGUAGAUAUUUCAUGAGUAAUGGCCUUUUGUUUUCUAGAUGUUGUGUAGUUGUUUAGGGCCAUUUGAAGCUUUGUUUUGUUGAUGUAACACAGUUAUUUUUUGUCCGUUCACUUGGUAAUCUGUAUAAGAGUAAAGCUUCAUCCAUUCA
Molecule: messenger RNA, 2051 nt
Organism: Asparagus officinalis (garden asparagus)
Lineage: Eukaryota; Viridiplantae; Streptophyta; Magnoliopsida; Asparagales; Asparagaceae
Product: nephrocystin-3
Exons: 9
Coding region: 40-1692 (550 amino acids)
Biological process (GO): chloroplast organization
Cellular component (GO): chloroplast
Molecular function (GO): protein binding
Source: RefSeq, a predicted model, not a curated record